ACGACCGGUUUGGUCUUGCCGUUUGUUUAUUGCCACCUUUGCGUUGUGGCAGUGUACUUCGUGUUUCACUCGAGCUGCGGCUACCUGGUUUUACGGUUCAUCAAUCAGCGCGAUAUUUGAAGACUAGACGACGCAACGCUGCGUCUGUGUCAAGUUGGAAUUUAUCGGUCGACGACGUUCAAAACAAAAAAGAAGCGAUUAUUGGCAUAAGAUUGCGCACGUGAAUUUGGCGAAGCUCGAAAGCGUCGGCAUUUCGUUAUUUACUCAAAUUUCGCUACAAAAAAAAAACAAACUCAAUGGCUUCAUAACGAAUCUGAGGAUAAUGUGUGGUUUUAAAAAUUGUAAAAAUUCCUUUUGUGAAUUUGAUUAACAAAAGAAUAAAUAAAAAACAAAAAUAGUUUCUGUGAUUUUAUGUGCUUUUAACUAAGAGAGGAAUAAAUUAAAAAAAAAAAGAGUUUUGUAGUUAUGCGAAGUAUUAUUUGACCCUGUCGGCAGUAUUGGUGGAGAGUGUUUACGGAAAUUUGUGACAUAAAUACUACAUACUUAAAUAAAAAAAGAAAUAUUACUAGAACCAAAAAGUAAAUAAAUAAAAAAUGGAUAUAAAAACUACGCCACCACCCUCAUUAAUCAACAGCCGUUCCACCGCAACGCCACCAGUCAAAAACAGCGCCACGUCAUCAGCACCCGCCUCGCCUGUUGCCACCUCUACGGGUGCCGUGAUGAACAGUGUCAGCGCUCUUAGCGGCAUCUCCAGCGUGCAAAAGCAGACAUUUCAAAAUAUUUUCGAGAAACUUGUUUCCAAUAAUGGCGAGGGUGGCAAAUUUCCGCCGAAACAACUGGAAAAUAUUCGUCAUUUGUUGGAAAAUGUGCGCGAUUCAAAGCAUCUGCAGCUGAUUGUGGAAAAGUUCAAGAAUUUGGAGCAAUUCGAUCAAAAUUUUUUGAGCGGUAGCAAUAAUAACUCGGUCAUUUCAGAAGACGCCGAUAUCAACUUAAAGGAUACCUCCCGCAAAUUCGGCACAGGCGGUCAAACUCUUACCCCUCGACAUACUAUUGAUGCCAUUUUGGGUCUAAAGAAUCGCAAUGAAGGCGGUGAAGCCAACGAUGACGCCACCGAUCUCCGUUGCAACAUGUCCCUGGCGCAUCUGCGCAACAUGGAUAAUCACAUGGCAUCAAUGCUGCAGCAGUCAACACACCACAAGCAUGUCACAUUCCCCAAUAUGCAAUCGCCACCAGGCGCACAUCAUCAUCAACAUGCUGUCGCCUUGCAUCUAGGUACGCCCCCACCGCCGCCUCAACACUCUGCGUCGCAUCAUCCGCACCAAGCACUCAACUAUCACAAUGCCUUGAUGAGCUUUCCACAUCAAAAUAUCACUUCUAGUGGUGGCGGCGGUGGCGCCAAUAGUCAUUUAAACUACCCGCCACUGGAGUCCGGCAGCACCGAUUCGGGCAGCACACGCACCAGUCCGUCCAUGAGUAGCGGUGAUUAUCUCAAUUCGAUGCAUCAGAUGGUCGAGGCGAGUCAUCUGCAAGCAGCGCUGCAACACCAUCCGUCACACCCGCAUCAUCAACCAUCAACGGGACCGCCUCCGCCGCCACAUUACAGUCACCAACAGCAUUUGGCCGCUUUGGCAGCACACGCUCAAGCGCAGUCGCAGUCGCAACAGGAACAGAAAUUUGCUAAAUCAUCGUCGUCACCAACGACAUUUGCCAAUCAGUCAUACUUUAGUCUCGCCAAUGGCUCCGGCGCACUUUGCAGUGGAAGUGCUGUUGCCGGCACGGCUAUUGGUAGCAAUCACGCCAACCUGCUUGAUUACGAUGAGCACUCAAUGUCUUCAAUUUCGGCGAGUGGCGAGAUCGAUGCAGGCGAUGAUGAGGAUAUGAAGGACGGGCAAGGCGACAUAU
Molecule: messenger RNA, 1902 nt
Organism: Rhagoletis pomonella (apple maggot)
Lineage: Eukaryota; Metazoa; Arthropoda; Insecta; Diptera; Tephritidae
Product: retinal homeobox protein Rx-like
Exons: 3
Source: RefSeq, a predicted model, not a curated record